GGGACCAUGGCGACGUCCAAGCUGCCCGCGGUGCCCGGGGAGGAGGGAACCACCAUCCUCAUGGGCAAGGAAGAGCUCGAGGCCCUGCGCAGCGCCUUCGAGGCGGGCGACCUCCCCCAGGCCGCCUCUCGCCUGCGGGAGCUGCUGGCCUCAUCGGAGACCACUCGGCUGGAAGUGGGGGUGACGGGCGAGUCGGGCGCCGGCAAGUCGUCCCUCAUCAACGCGCUGCGUGGCCUAGGGGCCGAGGACCCGGGCGCGGCGCUCACGGGUGUGGUGGAGACCACCAUGCACCCAUCCGCCUACCCGCACCCGCAGUUCCCCGACGUGACCCUGUGGGACCUGCCCGGGGCCGGCACUCCGGGCUGCCCGGCCGACAAGUACCUGAAGCAGGUGGACUUCGGCCGCUACGACUUCUUCCUGCUGGUGUCGCCGCGUCGCUGCGGCGCCGUGGAGACCCGCCUGGCCUCCGAGAUCCUGCGCCAGGGCAAGAAGUUCUACUUCGUGCGCACCAAGGUGGACGAGGACCUGGCGGCCACGCGCAGCCAGCGGCCCUCGGUCUUCAGCGAGGGCCUGGUCCUGCAGGAGAUUCGCGAGCACUGCGCGGAGCGGCUGCGGGCGGCAGGCGUGGCUGAGCCCCGCAUCUUCCUGGUAUCUAACCUCUCGCCCUCGCGCUAUGACUUCCCGCUGCUCAUGUCCACGUGGGAGCACGACCUCCCUGCCCACCGGCGCCACGCGGGGCUGCUCUCGCUGCCCGACAUCUCCCUGGAGGCCCUGCAGAAGAAGAAGGACAUGCUCCAGGAGCAGGUGCUCAAGACGGCGCUGGUGUCGGGCGUCAUUCAGGCCCUGCCGGUGCCAGGGCUGGCGGCCGCCUACGACGACGCCCUACUCGUCCGCUCGCUGCGCGGCUACCACCGCAGCUUCGGCCUGGAUGAUGACUCGCUGGCCAGGCUGGCUGAGCAGGUGGGCAAACAGGCGGGUGACCUGCGCUCCGUCAUCCGCUCCCCACUGGCCAUCGAGGUGAACCCCGAGACCGUGCUGCGGCUGUACGCCCGCUCCUCGGAUGGGGCCAUGCGUGUGGCACGCGCCUUCGAGAAGGGCGUCCCUGUGUUCGGCACGCUGGUGGCCAGCGGCAUCAGCUUCGGCACCGUCUAUGCCAUGCUGCAGGGCUGCCUCAACGAGAUGGCCGAGGACGCCCAGCGGGUGCGCAUCAAGGCCCUGGAGGAGGACGAGGCCCCCUCCGAGGUCAGCCUGGAGGCGGGUGGCGACGUGGGCGUGGAGAAGCACAGCCUGGGGGAGGCGGGCAGCGACGACGCCCCGCUCUCCACCCGCAGGAAGCUCGGCCUCCUCCUCAAGUACAUUCUCGACAGCUGGAAGAAGCGAGACUUGUCGGAAGAGAAAUAGAGAAAUUCCUGCUUCCCCCCUUCACCCCCAGCCAAGCCUUAAACCGAACCGACUGAAUGAA
Messenger RNA from Sorex fumeus (smoky shrew), 1462 nucleotides. RefSeq names its product immunity related GTPase cinema (gene IRGC). The transcript has a single exon. The record is from RefSeq and is a predicted model, not a curated record. Gene Ontology annotation, molecular function: GTPase activity; GTP binding. Bases 7 to 1401 code for a protein of 464 amino acids. Gene Ontology annotation, cellular component: membrane. NCBI's taxonomy places the organism in Eukaryota, Metazoa, Chordata, Mammalia, Eulipotyphla, Soricidae.